This is a messenger RNA of Myodes glareolus (Bank vole), 7104 nucleotides long. The record is from RefSeq and is a predicted model, not a curated record. NCBI's taxonomy places the organism in Eukaryota, Metazoa, Chordata, Mammalia, Rodentia, Cricetidae.
AUGGAAGAAUGAGUGGCCUGCAUAUAAGGCUGUAGCCUGGGCUGCAUCUCUGUCCCAACAGACCAGGGAGCUGAUUUCGGUGACCUGUGGGACUCCUUCAUUGGUAUCUUAAUUGGAGUUGUUAAUUUGAUCUUUGACACAACCUUUCUGGACAGGAGGCCAGCAAACACCAAGCCUCAUGGCCCGCCUCCCCCGAAAGGGGGGCCUAAACAGGCAAUACAAAAUGCUGUACACCAUCGGCAAGGGUGGAUUUGGCUCUGUACAACUGGCCCUCCAUCGCCUCACAGGUAUGCCCGUCGCAAUUAAGGUUGUAGAAAAUCUGAAGAAACACCUGCACCUCGUAAUAUCAGAGAUAGCAGCACUGGAAACCGUGCAACAUCCACACAUCAUUCGCCUCUUCCAGGUUUUAACGACCACAAAAUACUGCUACAUAAUUACUGAAUAUGCAUCGGAAGGCAAUCUGUACGAACUGGUCAAAGAAGAAGGCAGGCUGCAGGAGGACCGGGCACAGAUAAUAUUCGGGCAGCUCGUGUCAGCCAUAAAGUGCUGCCAUGACCAUGAUAUCGUCCACCGAGACCUGAAGCCCCACAACAUCCUGCUGGAUGCACAGAGAAAUGUGAAGCUGGGAGACUUUGGCCUUGCUAUCAGAUGCAGAGCUGGCGCUGUGCUGCAGGGGCGCUGUGGGACCAAGAGCUACAAUGCCCCGGAACUGGUUCUGGGGGAAGGCUACGAUGGGAGGAAGGCAGACAUGUGGAGUCUGGGUGUGUUGCUCUAUUUUAUCACCACUGGGCACCACCCCUUCAGAGGAAGCACCCUGGAAGAGACCGAAAAGAACAUCACCAGUGGAGUGUAUGACAUCCCAGCUCACAUCUCUGGGCAACUUGAAAAUCUCAUACACCAAAUUUUAACAGUUGCCCCAGAGAAGAGGCCCUCCAUUGAAGACCUUCAGAAUCAUCCAUGGGUCGAGAACCCUAAAGAAAAAAUCUCUAGUGACCGCUACCCAGAUCCUAAAAUUAUUGACAAGCUGUUUGACCAUGGGUUUGCUGCCAACGAGAUCUUUGAUUCACUGCAGAAGCGGAAAUAUGAUGAGAUAAUGGGGACAUACCUGAUACUAGAAGAACAGCUACACCAGGGGCUUGACUCCCCCUCAGUCACUAUGGUAGACCCUGACCCUGCACCUCCACCAUCUCCGGUACUUCCUUUAACAUCUGGUCAUUACCUAAAAAGAAGAGCCAGUGAGCCCACCUUUGGCCUUUUCCACACCAAGCCUUCACAGCAGCACCUGCCUGAUGUCCCGACACUAUCAGGGCAGAAGAUGACCAGAAGUGCCUCCAUGCCUCUGUGCUGUCCCCAGAAAAGCCCCACUUCUAGCUCUGCCUCACUGACCAAGGCUGCAUCUGCCCCAUGUGCCUGCAGCAGCAGGUUAGAAGAAGAAAUGCCCCUCCCACCUGGACCUGACUCUAACAUGGAGAAAUCAUGCCCCCCUCAGAACAUCGGGUGCUUCAGGGGACUGUGCAGGAGAAUCAGGGCUUGCCUCUCAAGGUUGUGUUGCUUCCCAAGGGCUUCAAAUCCACAAACCCAAUGAGUGUUCAACACAAAGUGGCUCCCUUGAAAGAGUCAGGAGGCAGACCCAGUGAGGAAUUGGUCAAGUUGUUCAGAUGUCUACACAAUCUGGAUUGAAACCUGGAACUUAGCAUACCUCCUCAGGAAAAAAAUCCUCCAGGUGGUAUCUGAUGCAGCUGGACUAGCAAGAGGCAGCAAAACUGGGAUCAGUAAUGGGACAGGGAAUGUUGAUCUGUUGUCCAUAGGGAACAGAUGUCCAGACUGGAAGACUCUGCUUAGGGAUCCAGUGACUGGCAAAGUGACAAUGGUCAAUCCACAAAGGGGCCAAUCCAAUGUCUCCCUACAGUUCCUCUGCACAGGCAGAGAGAGUGUGCUGAGCUCACAAGGCCUGACAUCACAGUGUCAAGGCCAACAUGAGGGGGACGAGCUGGAUACUCAGUUCCUGUGUGCCCUGCAAGCCCAGUCUAGAGCAGAUGUUUGCAGGGCCAGAGGCCUCUCCACAGCAGCAUUCUGGGAGCAUGCCCUUAAGAGACAGAGUUACCUACUAAGCAUUUAUCCCUUUUCCAACCCUAAGUCUUCCAAAUCUGAGAAGUCUGGAUGAGGGAUUUGUCAGAAGGGUCAUGACCUAUGUCCCUGUGGUAUCAUGGAUUUAUUUCCUAGUUGUUAGGUCUCCAACUACAAAAAAAAAAAAAAAAGUGGAUUAUUGUAGCUGAAGCUCAUGCAUGGCUGUAACGGAACUCGGCCGGAAGCACGAAGUAAAAUUUCCUGACCUGAGCAAGGGAUGGAGAAGGGAGCGGAUGCUGUUGUGCAUGGGGAACAAAUGUCCAGAUGGGAUCAAUGUGAUGAUCUGGUGCCUGGCAGACGGACUGUGGUCAAGACUAAAGGGGUCACUUCGAGGUCUCCCAGCAGUUCAGAUAAACAGAUGGAGGUGCUUAUAGCUAAGAGUGGGGCGUCAGGCAGGUCUGGACAGCAACAUCUGAGGAUGAGAGUUUGGAUGCUUAGUAUCUCAGGCAGCAUGCCCAGUCUAUGGACACCGACCAACACAGGAAGGUGAUAGAUUGCAGCGCCACAGGACUCUUCAUGGCGAACUAACUCCAUUUUCCAGUACAGAGGGUGCUGUGAUAGCCAUCCUAAGCACCUGAUGAACAGGAAGACGGUCUGUGAGAAUGACUUCAAGCCCUCCAUCUGAAGACCAUAACAAUAGUCUUCUCAUAGGACACUAAUGGAGCCCCUUUUUCUCUCCCUUCUUUCAUGCAUUGUCCAUAAGACAAUUCCUCCCCAUGGUCAACUAACCCUCUUCCAGAUGAUGGGAGAACCAGUUAGAGAGAGGAUUGGGGCAUCUCUGUCCUCGUCUGUCUGCAUGAACGAUCAGGAUGUGGGCAGUCUCUGGAGGGCCUUGCCAUUGAAGGAUGACCUGAGCUGGGACGUUGUCACCAUCUAACACAGAAGACCUUGUGUCUACACACAGUAUUGUUGACAAAGCUAUUCUGCUCUUUGAGAUGAAAUGCUGAUUCACCUGGCUCCAUGUAAACACACCCCAGUCUGCCCUUCUGGGUUCUACUGUCACUAUGGUGGCACUAAGACAAGAAAGAUUUGACAGGAGGAGGUUGAAAGGGAAGACAUUGUGAGGCGCAGCUGCAAUGGAGAAGAAGACAGUGAAAACACUAAUCCCCUCUUCAGACCCACGUUCUUCACUGGUGUCCUCGUAGUGACAGCUCUGUCACCAAGAAGGUGACAUCUUAUUCCCUGAACUCCUUCAGCUUUCGUUCUCAGUCUUCUAGACCUGAAAAGCCUGCAGGAGGUCCUCUCCAGACUCUUUAGUGCAUGGCCUUAUGACCACUGUCCCUGCAUGACCUUGGGAUUUUGUUCCAGGUGUGGGAUGUCAGACAGAGCUGAGCUCAUAAUUCUAGCCAUGCAGCCUGUUCCUCACUCCCUGGGCUGUGCUUGCUCCAGGCCUCCUGGAGCAUCUUGGUAUCAAUCCUCCCCUCCAUGGGCCCGACUCCAUUCUUACCUCCAAGCAGUAAGAGUGAAGAUCAUGUGACCACAGCUUCUGGCUGCCUUUGUGCAAUGGCGUGAGCUGUUCUUUUGUCAGCUGACAUUCAGUAAACAUGGCGGUGUGUCAGGCCCUCAGAAGGGGCUGGAUGCCAGGAUCAUUAGUCUGAUGGUCAAGCUGCACCAAGGAGCUGGGAUGCUGGCAGGGUCCAGGAUCAUCAGGAAGACCAAGCUGGUGAGAUGUCACCGCCUGUGGGUCUGAACUUCAGCAAAGGAGGCAGACACUGUGAGGCUGCCCUGAUGGGGACAUUCUGGGCUGGAGUCACAUCAAAGAAUUGUGCACCAAGGUCCCUAUUCCUGGCUGCCAAGGGCAGAAUGAACACAAAGUCACACUGUGUCUGUAUGCUGUGUGUCAGGACCAAUGUCCUGGAACUCCCUAAAAUCGUUGCUGUUGCUCCUGCUGCCAAAAGCUUGGCCAUGUACUAAAAAACAUGAGUUUUCCAGCUUCAAAUGAGGAAAUUUCUGUCAGAGAAGACAGUGCCUAGAGUUGACAUGGAAGACCAGCUCUGUCUGGCUCAUGUCAAGUUGUGACGCCCAUCUUUCCUGAACAGUUAGUGACUCCAGUCCACAUCCCUACCACUAGCCUAUGCUAGCCUGGAUGUAGCAGUCAGUCAAUAUCAGCUCCAUGUUGGUGGAGGCCCUGAUGGACACGAAGCAAUGCCAGCACUUGUUGGAGAAGUCAAUGAUGGAUCUGAGGAGUGGGAGCCUUGGCCCCCAGAUGUGCUGCUCUCCUUCCCUGGAUGCCAGUCUGGACAACGAGACCAUCUCUGUCCCUCAGAAUUGUCUUGGUUGUUGUUUUGGGGAACCCUCAACCUCUUGGCUUACUUCUCUGACUUUAGAUCUUAUUGAAUCUUAGUGUCCUAGUCCACUUACCCUUUUCUUUAAGCCUGGUUUAUUUUACCAGAACUUUCUCUAGCUGUAACUGUAAGUAUGUAACAUUUUAGAAGGCUGCUAGUCACAUUAGCAUACUCAGAGCCCUUGCCCAAGGGUGCUCUUGCUCACAUGUGAGGAGAGCAAGCCAGGAACUUUAACCCUUACUCAGGGAUGAGAAUAAACUAGAGCACAGAGCAUGACUUCCACAGUGUGGUCCCUGAGCCCGGAAGCUCCUGACUCCACUGUCUAAGCUCCUUGGUUUAUUCUGUAUUUGGACCUUUUCCACUCCUUGCUUGGCAGUGUCAACUGACGCUUCAACAAAAACUGCAGUCCUGACAGGCAGGAGCAGGGUUUCCAGUGGGAUCUUGACCCAUCUUGGUUCUCCUGCCUUUCAUUCCUGCCUUCACCAAUACAUACAUGACAUCACUCCAUAGGUCUCGUCUGUUCCUAUGCCCUGCACUCAGUGAGGAGUUUUGAAACAAUUAUAAAAUAAGGAAAUACAGGGUCUGGAAUCUAUGAGAAAGCCUGAAUCAGACCCAUGAGGCACCGGGAAAACAACAACCUGCUCAGUUCUAAGACUGUGAAGAGAUGAAGACAGACAGGCCAAGGAGCCGCUGUCAGAAAGGCUGGUGGUAUGAGCACUCAGAUAUUCACUCUGGAAAGGAAAGUCAAGCCAUGAAUUGCCCAUCCAAGGGUCUUUUCUCAGAAGAUCACCAAGGACAUCAUUUUUAGAUGCAGCACCUUGGCUUAUGGUCCAGACCUCAGUCACUUCUCAGACCUCUCUCCCUCGUGGAACACAUCCAGACAGUCACCACGACCAGUGUCCCACCCAGUACAGCUCUAAGUGAGUCAGCACUCGCUACACAGGUAGGGUGGGAAGCUUUCCUUUGUAGCCUCGCAGCCAUUCUUGGUCUCUUCCGUACACUUUCCUGGUAAACUCAGACCUAGGGGAUGUUAUCCCAGGAUUUCCCUCCCUUGUCAGUCCUCACAGCUUCCAGCACGAUGUCCUUUGCAUUUUCAGGUGAGCCUACGCACCAGCUGCACCCAUCAAAUAGAGCAGUUAAACCACACUGCAUUUGUUUCCUGAACUGGUCCAUGGCUCACCUCUGCGCUGCUCAGGAGACUUAAUGCCUCUCUCAAUCUUCCGGGGUCCCCUUGGUGAGAUGACACUUGGAAGGGGAUCAGAGGUGGAAGGUCCUCUCUUGAGCACCCUAAGGGAGCUUAGCUGUUGAUGCACACAUGGAGGGAGACCAUAUUGGGAACUGGCCUUCGUGGAACCCCAUAUCUUCUAGGAAUGUAAAAUGAGACUGGGGUUCCUCCAAAGUGGCUGUAUUCCAUAUUUUCUCACAGCAGAGAGUGUCUUUCUGGAUUUUACAUGGGAGUUUGCCUUCUUCUAUAGUCCUGAGCUGGCUGUCAUACAGCAUAUGCUGGGAGAUGGGAGUGUUAAACAAGAAAGCAGCCCACUCCUUCUGGCCCAACAGGGAACCACUGACCGCCUGACUGCCGAUUCUUUCUGCUGCCUGGAGAUCCCAGAUACUUUUGAGUUUAUCGGGUGGGGAGCACGUGGGCUAGAGGGCAGCUGUGGUGUCUGAGGCAGAAGUGCCGCCACUUCCUGCUCAUCCUGCCCUCCUCCUACCCCUGCUCUCUGCCUUCACAGAAUGCUCUGCUGUUCUUCAAGCUUUCCCAGUCUUCCUGGAGAACUCAAUCUGCCUGGUCAUUAAAACCUCCUGCAGAGCAUAUGACCUGGACACAUGUUCUGGGACAGAAGGAAGCCUGGAUGCUGCUGCCAUGAGCUGUCAGCUGGCAUGUACGCUGGAUAGAAGCGGACUGGUUUGUGGGCUUUUCCUGACGUCAAGGUGACUGUGCAUGAGAACAUUCCUCCUUUUAUCAUCUUCAGUAAACUCAUCAACCAGAUGCUGGAAUUCAUGUGCCAUCUCUGAGCCCUCAUGCCCAGUCCUGACCCACGUGGAGCUCUGUCAUCAUUGGAGGAAUGGGUCCAGGCUGAUUCAAGACAAACAUCAUCUAUGCAACUUUAUCAAGAUGUAAUAAGAUGAUCUCAGCACUUUGAUUCAGCUCUGACACCGAACAUCUUAGCCUCAAUGAUGUCCCCAGGUUAGCAUAUGGAUGGCAGCUGAGAGGCCUGGCUAAUGUAAGGAUGGAUCACAUCUUUAGGAAGCAUUUGAAUAGCAUCUUCAAGGAGGAGAAAGGUGCAAGGAGAAAGGCUCAUCAAGUUGCAAGGAUAAAGGAUCAUCAGGCAUUCCAGGGUACAGACAGCCUGACUGCCUGCAGUCAGAGGUUACCUCAGACUCCUAGAAGAGGCAGAGAGCUCCUCUCCACAAAGGAGAAGAGCCGGAAGUAGCCCCUUGUUGAAGCUAUAGUCUUCCAGGACUAUGACGGCGAAACUUUUAAACUCUGUGGACACAAGAUUCAGAAGUAUUUGUCCAGCCAUGUACAGUCCUUCUCAUAUCUCACGUGGCAUAACUGCCAGUUAGACCUCGCAAGUGUCGUGUGCUGAGAGUGUCCCACGUGACACGCCAGCAAAGGGGGACUUUCUGUCCUUUACAGGGUCUGGAAAUAGGCUGGACACACAGUCUAUAUUAAAGCUGCAGUUCUGUA